ACUACCAAUGCCGGUAGAUGGAAGACGUCAUAAUUUGAAAAUUUUGGGUUUAUUUCCACAUCCCGGCGUGAGUCACUUUCACUUCUUUCAUCCGAUAUUAAGAGGUCUAGCGGAAAGGGGGCAUGAUGUCACAGUUGUAAGUCACUUUCCUGACAAAAGUCCACCAGUGGGUUAUACCGACAUACCGUUGACGGGAAAGGAAACAUUAUCGAAUAGUGUGGAUUUGAAGGUAUUUGAAAAUAGACGAUUCUAUAAUCAUUUCUUGGAAUUCUUUAUGCUCUACGAAUGGGGAAAGGAUGCAUGCAAUCAUACUCUUCGAUCGGAAGCCCUCUACAAAGUAAUGCGUCAAAAGGUACGCUACGAUGUUAUAUUGCUGGAACAGUUCAACUCGGACUGUAUGAUGGGUGUGGCACACAUGUUACAAGCCCCCGUAAUUGGUCUUAGCAGUUGUGCUAUGAUGCCAUGGCAUUAUGAACGCAUGGGUAUGCCAAUCAUACCAUCAUAUAUACCCGCACUGUUCUUGGGACAAUCCGAAGAUAUGACUUUGGGUGGGCGUCUAGCAAACUGGAUUACCUUCCAUGCGAUGAAUGCUAUGUACAAGUUGUUUACCAUACCGGCAACUGAUUCAUUGGUACAAUAUAAAUUCGGUCAUGAUAUGCCUUCGGUCGGUGAAUUGGUGAAAGAAACAUCUUUAAUGUUUGUCAAUCAGCACUUUUCGCUAAGUGGUGCUAAACCAUUGCCACCCUCGGUAAUAGAGUUGGGAGGAGUGCACAUUCAAAAGGCUAAACCGCUCGAUGUUGACCUUCAAAAGUUUUUGGAUAAUGCCGAUAAUGGGGUAGUAUUCAUAAGCUGGGGGUCAAUGAUCAAAGCAGAAACGUUACCCGUAGCCAAACGUGACGCCAUCGUUAGGGCAGCUAAACGCCUAAAGCAGCGUGUCAUUUGGAAAUGGGAAAACGAAACAUUAGCCAAUAAGCCAGAUAAUAUGUAUAUUAGCAAAUGGCUUCCGCAGAGAGAUAUUCUUUGUCAUCCAAAUGUGAAAGUAUUCAUGACACAUGCAGGUCUCAUGGGUAGCUCGGAGGCAGCAUAUUGUGGUGUUCCAGUUGUAGCAACACCAAUGUACGGUGAUCAGUUCCUCAAUGCAGCCGCAAUGAAACAACGUGGCAUGGGUGUAGUUCUGAACUAUGAAGAUAUCGAUGAAAAUACCGUCCUCAAAUCUAUUAAAAAGGUUCUUGAAAAACAAUACUUCGACAAUGCCAAAAUGAUCUCAUAUGCUUACAAGCAUCGACCAAACACAGCCUUGGAUACAGCCAUUUGGUGGGUGGAAUAUGUGGCCAAUACUGAAGGAGCUCCCCUAUUGAAGUCUAGCUCCACCUAUAUGUCUCGGUUUGUCUACUAUUCCCUGGAUAUUUAUACCGUCUUGGGUUUGGUUGGUUUUACUUCGGCGGUAACAUGGGGACUAUUGAUGCGCAAAAUUAAAAAUGCCAAACGCAAUAGGGCCACGACAAAAGUUAAAUCUAAUUAA
Messenger RNA from Musca vetustissima, 1522 nucleotides. Its product is annotated as UDP-glycosyltransferase UGT5-like. Gene Ontology annotation, molecular function: UDP-glycosyltransferase activity. Lineage: Eukaryota; Metazoa; Arthropoda; Insecta; Diptera; Muscidae. The transcript has 3 exons. The record is from RefSeq and is a predicted model, not a curated record. Bases 8 to 1522 code for a protein of 504 amino acids.